AUGGCCUGCGACGCGACGUGCGGCGGCUGCCGCCAUGGAUGUAGUACCCGUCGCCUGGACGAUAUCGAGGAUAUGGACAAAUCCCAGCUUCUUGAGCUCCUGAAGAAGAAAGAUACCGAUUUAAAGAACGUCAGAACUGCUCUCAGAACUGUACAGGGCCAGGUCGCAGAGCUGUCCCUGGAUUCUCACCAUGCGGAAUGUGAGAACUCCCUCAGGUCUGCCGACUGGUUUGGUCGCACGGAUGACCCAGGAAUGAAAGCUCUAUACGUUGAGCGCUAUCUUAACUGGGGAUACACUAGGGAGGAGCUCUGCUCAGGCAAGCCCAUCAUUGGUAUUGCACAAUCAGGAUCUGAUCUCGCACCAUGCAACCGACAUCACAUUGAGCUUGCUAAGCGAGUGAGAGAGGGCAUUCGCUCGGCGGGCGCCAUCGCAUUCGAGUUCCCGACUCACCCAAUCCAGGAAACCGGAAGACGGCCUACUGCAGCUCUGGACCGCAAUCUGGCGGCUAUGGCUUUGGCUGAGGUCCUCAUGGGAUACCCUCUCGACGGUGUGGUCCUCCUGACAGGCUGCGACAAGACCACACCGGCCUUCUUGAUGGCAGCAGCGCAGGUGAACAUCCCGGCCAUCUGUCUCAAUGUCGGACCAAUGCUCAACGGAUGGUCUAGAGGAUCACGCGUUGGCUCCGGCAGUGUGAUCUGGAAGGCCCGCGAGCUCCACGCUGCAGGGGAGAUCAACGACGACCAAUUCGUCGACAUGGUUGCUGACGGUACACCCUCGCCAGGCCACUGCAACACGAUGGGAACAGCACUUACAAUGAACACACUAACGGAGGCCUUGGGUAUGGCCUUGCCCGGCUCAGCGGCGAUCCCUGCCCCGUAUCGUCAGCGAUCUCAUGCUGCCUACGAGACCGGACUACGCAUCGUCGACUUGGUCCGGAAGAAUAUCCGACCCCGAGACAUCUUGACACGAGAAGCCUUCGAGAACGCGAUCGUAGUGAACACAGCCAUUGGUGGGAGUACAAAUGCUCCUAUCCACCUGCUAGCUGUAGCCGCACACCUUGGGGUUCCCAUUGACAUGGAAGAUUGGGACGAGCUUGGCUUCCAUGUUCCGCUUAUCGUCAACAUGCAACCUGCUGGGGAGAUGUUGAGCGAGGAUUACUAUCAUGCUGGUGGCCUGCCCGCUGUCAUUGCCGAACUUGUCGCCGCCGACAUACUUCCACAUCCCGAAGCGAUGACGGUCAAUGGAAAGACCCUUGGUGAGAAUGCGCAGGGAAAGACAACCUGGGACCGCCGAACGAUCAAAACUGUGCGCAAUCCUUUGAAAAAGGACGCUGGCUUCCUACAUCUGCAUGGUAACCUAUUUGACUCGGCCAUCAUGAAGAUGUCAGUCGCGUCGGGAGAGUUUCGGAAAGAAUUUCUCGAGGACCCCCGAGACCCGAAUGCCUUCACGUGCGACGUUGCCGUUUUCGAUGGUCCCGAGGACUACAAGGCACGCCUUGACAAGGCCGACAUCCACGCUCGUACUAUUCUGAUUAUGCGAGGCGUCGGCCCGCUGGGAUAUCCAGGAGCAGCAGAAGUAGUGAACAUGCAUGCCCCCUCUGCCUUACUGAAGCAAGGCAUCCGAGACCUUCCCUGCAUCGGCGACGGCCGCCAAUCCGGCACCUCCGGGUCUCCAUCGAUCCUGAAUGCGAGCCCCGAAGCCGCAGACGGGGGCAACCUCGCACUAGUACGCGAUGGCGAUAAAGUCCGGGUCGACCUGAACAAGCGAAGAGUAGAUCUGAUGGUCACAGGAGCAGUCUUGGAAGCACGCAGAAAGGAGCUGGACGAACAGGGCGGUUACCGUGUGCCACGUAGCCAGACUUAUUGGCAGGACCUACAUCGUCGCGAAGUGGGACCGCUCAGUGAGGGAGGCGGUGCAGUCGUCGCGGUCAGCUGGCGCAAUUCCCAUACACGACGUUGCAAGUCAAAUACGAGCCGGCACCCAAGUUUGCGCCAGAGGCCAUCCCGGCAGUUUGUCGGUUCUGCUACCUCUGACUUAUCACACGAAGAGCUGGAAGUCAGGGAUCCCAUUGAGACACCAACCAUUCCUAGAGAGGGGGGCACGGAAAUAUCAAUUUCAGAUUUGCGCCAGAGUCACUUGCCAGAUCUCACUUCGUUGAAUAUCAGCCCGAGCAAUCGCCCCAUUUCGGAGGGCGGUCGAUCAUCGUCAGGACGGCAGUUCAAGACCGCGAUGAACACGGCUCGCCUCUUCGUGGCCUCUCUGGGGAACCCAGCACCUUACCAGAACACGAGGCACUCAGCUGGACAUGUUCUGCUCAAAGCGUUGCAGUCACAUCUCAACUUUCCGGCGUUGAAGAAGUCGAAACUGCACGCCGGUGGCCUUGUAUCCAGCGGAUCAGAUGUCGGCCGGCCAGAGUACACGUUAUGGCAGUCGCCCAGCCUCAUGAACGUGUCGGGUCCAGGGCUUCUGAAGGCAUACAAGCAGUUCAUCGCGGACUCGGCGGGCUCGUCCACAGACGGAGGCCUGCCCGGACUGGUGGUUCUCCACGAUGAGAUGGAAACGGCGCCGGGACAGCUCCGAGCGCGGAGUGGGCACUUGAGCGCGAGAGGCCAUAACGGGAUAAAGUCAGUGCAGCAAAGCUUGCAGUCGGCAGGCCUGCUGACUAGGCUGACCGACGACACCGGGAACGGCGGCAAGUUCAUCAAGAUCGGCGUCGGCAUCGGCCGUCCCGCGGGUGGAUCGAGAGACAGAGAGGAGGUCUCGGCAUAUGUGCUAGGGAAGUUUGGGACGAGCGAGCUGGCUACUCUGGCCGGGACCACCGGUACAUUGGUCGAAUUGCUUGAGGGCAUACGGGCGAAGAUAUAA
Messenger RNA from Neoarthrinium moseri, 2865 nucleotides. RefSeq lists its product as uncharacterized. Gene Ontology annotation, molecular function: peptidyl-tRNA hydrolase activity; hydro-lyase activity. NCBI's taxonomy places the organism in Eukaryota, Fungi, Ascomycota, Sordariomycetes, Amphisphaeriales, Apiosporaceae. The coding region runs from base 1 to 2865 and encodes 954 amino acids. The record is from RefSeq and is a predicted model, not a curated record. The transcript is spliced from 4 exons.